GCAGACUACGCCUCAAAAGUUAGCUCCUCAUGAACUUGCCACCGAGAAAUACCCGCGCUUGAUCCUUCUCUGCUCUCACGACUCCCUCUUUCUACUACACGUGCUGGGAAAUCAGUGCCUCCAGUGCUACCUUUGCAUCUACGUCUGCCCAUUGCGGAUCGAACAACUGCCCAAAGCCCGGGAUAUCGGACGUCUGACAAUCCCUUCGAAUCAAUACGUUCCGAAUCGCCGGUCCUUCUCUCCUCAUUAUAGCUUUACGUCGCGCUUGUGCCAUCCGCAACGUUAUUACCACCUUUGCGUUUCCCCAGAUCCCCAUCCCACGCUUUCUGGAGCCCGAACAAUACAUGGUUAUCGGGCUACAAAGUCGUUUAGCGACCAUGGAAUCUAAUCCAAAUGCCCAGGCCAACACAGGAUCGAAUCCCCUCUCACAAUGGCUGGGCGGUCGCUACAUCAUAGUCUUGAAGGAUCCCGCCGGCGAACGCAUCGAGGGAACCUUGCGAGGCCUGGUCCCUGAACAGUACAUGACAUUAGGACGAGCUGUAUUAUUACGCACGAACCAGACUGUCGAGCAACUAAAUAUCGACGCGACCAAUGUGGCCGAUAUUAUUGCUGUCCAGGCUCCGGCGGUGCAACCACCCUUCCAAGACCCGGCCAUUCUCAGCCUGGGCGCAAGAACGAACAUGGCGCUUCCAGACGAUCCACAUCACGCGCAAGCCAACAUCCGCGAAAAGCGAGAUCCACCCGUCAUCCCCAAUCCUGCCGACCGCAUGACGUACACCUCCCCCGACGAGCUGACCGACGCGCCCAACCCUGAUGCUCCCGAGGGCUCCAUGUCGCAAUUGAGCCUCUCUCCAUCUAACACGGCGAAGCUCGAUUCCACCCCGCGAGGGGACUUCUUACUGACUCCUACUGCCUCCAAUGCCUCCAAUGCCCCCUCGGGCUCUAAGAAAGACCGACGUCGAGGUGCGCGUGGCCGGGGAGGCCGUAAGAAUAAGAAGCUCGCGAGCGACUCCGUCGAAGAUGCGACACAGGAUGAGACGAACCCCGCCACGGGCUGGAGACAGACUCCCAUACUACAAUCUACCGAGUCUUUCCAACCCUUCACUUCUCUCAAGAAAAGCCAGAAAGGCCGGCUCGGCCUAAAACCCGAAAGCGGCUGGGCAUCGGAAGAUGUCACGGACGUGCAAGAAGCCGGCGACUUCGACUUCGAGAGCAGCCUUGCUAAAUUCGACAAGCGCAAGAUAUUCGACGAGAUGAAAGAGCAGGACGAGAUCGACGAGUCGCAACGUCUGGUCUCUCACAACCGCAUCCCCCGCCCGAAGCCCGGAACGGCGGGCGGCAAGAACUUGCACUACACCGAGAACGUAUUAGACCUGCCGUCGUCUACCGCCAAGCCGAAGGAGCCCAGCGGCGACUUCUGGAAGAGCGAGGCCGACGACGAGAACGGCGACGCAGCUGAGCGCCUCAGCGGCAGCGGCCGGAAUUCGCGCCUGCGAGGAGAAUCCAGGUUGUCGAUGAGCCGACGCUCUCAGUCGCGUAAGGCGAGCACAAGUGCAGGUGCGGGCGGCCAGGGCCGAAUUCACGGAGCGCCCGCGUCCUCUUCCAAAUCUAGUGGCGGGCUGUACGCUUUACUGUCGAAUCGCCGAGUCGAAACGGUCACCCAUUUGCAAAUGCUUGUAGUGGAAAAUGUCGCGCACAAUGACUUCGGCUUCACCGAGGAUCUUAUGGCCGAAAACGCGGGCCGCAGCAUUUCCGAAGUCGCAAUGCGUGCGCUCGACGAUCCUGCUGUCAGGCUUCGUGCGGCCGCCAGUUCGCCCCCUAGCACGUCCAUGAUCGUCAUCUUAGCUGGGAAUAAUAAGUCGGGGGCACGCGCGCUGGCCGCCGCCCGCCAUCUUCGCAACCAUGGUGUCAAUGUUAUCGUCUGCGUGGUCGGGAUCGAGCGCGAGCAGAGCCUGCUCGAGGACGUGCGAAAGCAGAUCCGGCUCCUACGUAGCUUCGGCGGCACCAUCUUGGACAAGUCGGAGCUGUUCGAGCACGUCAGCCAAGCUGCUACCCUCAAGAGCUCGCCCUACGUCGCGCUCAUCAUAGACGCCCUGCUCGGGUUGACGAUCUCGUUUGAGGAGCUGCGCAAAUCGGACCAGGCGACCACGUACGAGCUCAUGGAAUGGUCAAACAGGAACGAAGCAUUCGUCAUAGCGAUCGACGUCCCGAGCGGCAUCGAGCCUUCGAGCGGCAAGGUGAACGUCAUCGACGGUGCGAAGCUCUACGUGCACCCUCGCUUCGUGGUAGCGCUUGGCGCCCCGAAGCAAGGCCUGCUGAAGGCGCUACAGAUGGGCGAGGAGCAAGGGGAUACCCUGAUGUCGGAGGAGUGGAAGCUGUUCCUAGCCGACGUUGGGCUCAGCCCCCUGGUCUGGCGUAAGGCGGCGACCAAGAUCCGGCGCGGUAUCGAGUUCGAGGAUAGGUGGGUGCUCGAGCUGCAGUACCGAUCGCAGGUCGAAAGGGGGCCCUGAGCCAUCCGUCGACAAGGAGAGACGGGGGACGGGGGUGAGGGUUGAAGAAGGCUUCUUCUUCUACUCCAUCCUGCUAUACACUACAUGCACCGUACCAGCUUGCUGUGAGGAUAAGCUGUCCCGGCGUUAUGCCCGCUCGCCUGCAUGUCCAGGGGCAGUUCAACUUCGCGUAUCGUCCCAUCUACAGAGGGGUUCUCUCAUUACCCCCCCCCCC
Messenger RNA from Durotheca rogersii, 2724 nucleotides. RefSeq names its product YjeF-related protein N-terminus-domain-containing protein. Gene Ontology annotation, biological process: deadenylation-independent decapping of nuclear-transcribed mRNA; P-body assembly. The record is from RefSeq and is a predicted model, not a curated record. The transcript is spliced from 3 exons. Gene Ontology annotation, cellular component: P-body. The coding region runs from base 345 to 2510 and encodes 721 amino acids. Lineage: Eukaryota; Fungi; Ascomycota; Sordariomycetes; Xylariales; Xylariaceae. Gene Ontology annotation, molecular function: mRNA binding.